AUGUUGGCGCGGGCUGUGUCUCGACCGUGGUCGCCGCAGGGUCUCAGCGCUCUCAGCGCUAAGGACGAGGGAAACCAGGCGCUUCCCCGUCUUCAUCCUCAUCCCCGUCCGCGACACCUUUCCACCCAGCCUGCAGAUUUUCUGCCGUGUCCAGUCGUGAGCUUCAUCUCCGGUACACCGGCUAUCACGCGGAGCGGCGGCGACAGCGCGCACUCUCCUCUCUUCCUGCGACGGACAUCCCUCACCUUCAGGCGACCUGUUCGCUCUGAAAAACUAUGUACUCCCUUCCGACCCCUGCAAUCCUUCAGAGAACGCCCGCACUAUUCACGUCGUCUCAGUCAUUGUGCAACCCACCAGAUCCGACUCAUCCUCGUUUCCUCCAUCGUCAUCACCUCCCUCCUUUUCCCUGCCAUAGCCGUCUACACCUCCCCCGAAACGCACUUCUUCGCCGGUUUCACCCUCCGCGUCCUGGAUUCCUUCGUCGCCUCUGACGACCUCUCGAACUACUUUGUCCAAAACGACCUACGACAUUUGUGGGAAGGACAUUCCACUCUGCGCGUCCGCGAGGAUUCGGUCGCCCGUGUCCAAUGCGGUAUGCAAGGCAUCCUGCGCUCAGAGCGCGUCAUGGUAGGCAGCCUCUCCUCAGAAUAUGGCCUCGAGGCUCUGGAGCGCAACACGCUCAUAUCCGCGCUCGACCUCGAGCGUCGCAUAUCAAAUAUCAUCUCGCGGCGCAGAAUACCAUGUGUCAAAACGCCGGCAGGCUCUUGUUUCUCACUCAGUCCGCUUGCGUUCUGGAAUCACGACCAGCACGCAAUUUUGGCGGACGACAACAUCUUGGAUACUGUCAAUCUCGCGCACAACAUCUCCGUUUCCGGCGUCCCCAUCAGCCCCGACAUGGUUCUCGCCGGACGGGAGCAUCGCGAUCCGACAUCGUCGUCCUACAUUGACUCUGCCAUGUUCCUGGUCCUCACAUACCUCUUCCCUGACCGGGACUGUCUCGGAAACGUGGGGCACUUUGAGUGGCUGCGUGUGUUAAAGGAAGCAGCGGGCUACAGUGCUGAUUUCGUCGUGCAAACGCAGGCACCCAAGCUGGUGGCGCUUGAGUACGACAAGGACGUAUCGAUGAAGGGCGACCUGAGCAUCCUGUCUGUGUUUUGCUACGCCGCCUACCUUGUAUUCUUCGUGUAUGCCUUCCACUCGAUGAGACGCAUGGACACCGUCCAUUCGCGCUUCGGUUUGGCGGUGACCGGGAUGGUGGAGCUGAUAGUCAGCACGAUUACCAGUCUGAGCGUCUGCGCGCUUGUGGGGUUCAGGAUGACAAUGGUUCCCUGGGAGUUGUUCCCAAUCAUUGUCAUCUUCAUUGGGGUGGAGAACAUGUUCCAUAUCGUCGAUGCGGUGCUCAAAACAUCUGUCACGAUCCCAGUGAAGGAGCGAAUAGCUCAGGGUCUGGGCCAGGCUGGAACCUCCAACACGCUCAAGGUCGUGUCGUACAACACCGUGCUCGGUGUGAUCGCAUUCUUUUCCAGCGGUGCCAUCCGCCAGUUUUGUGCGUUCUCAAUUGUAGUCCUUGUGGCACACUGGUUCUUGGUCCAUACAUUUUUCGUCACGGUGUUGUCGAUUGACAUCCAGCGUCUAGAACUAGACGAGCUGUUGCGCCAAGAUAGUCUUGCUCCUUCCGAGAGUCCCAAGGCCAGUCCAAUGCGGACUCUGCCUCCGCCAAAGACAUGGAGUCAAGCCCUGACUGCGGCGAAGAACACGAUUCGCGGGCGUCCCGCGAAGAACCUCAGCCUCUUUCUCGUGCGUCUCGCUUUUGAGUGUGAAGUUCCGCCAACUGAUCAUGCCCCAUUCAAGCUGCUCGCGAUUACAGCGACCCUCUAUUUUGCCACAUCGCCGUCCUCUGUGUCGCUCAAGGAUGACACUCGGGCGUCUCUCACGCACAACUCCUUGCGCCAGUUUCAGAAGGUGACCGCCACAGAUCGCGUGUCGCCUGCGUUCCGCGCCUGGCAGGUUCUCAGCCCUAACGAUGACACGCUAGUCCAUGUCCGCAUUGAGUCCCCGUCGAUCAUCAUGCUCGCGCCUGGGGACGAUGCGCAGACAGACCAGCAGGAGCUGAGGGCGGAGAGCGAGAGGGCGUUGCGUCCACGUGUGUCGAGGGUGUCGCGACUGUGGACACGCAUGGCGAGGCAGGUGUGGUGGCUGAUCAAGAUCAUCAUCGUCCCGAUAACGGCGACGACGAUGGCGCUGUAUGCGCUUCUGUUGUAUCUGCUCAAGAACGUCGAGCUCCUUGAAGCGAAUCGACAGCGCCCCGAGGAAGAGUCGCAGAGCGCAGACGAGUCGUGUGUCGAGGACGAGAUUGCAUUCACGACGCUUCCGCGCGCGUCGCCCACGGACGUGGAGGUGAUCGCGACGAGCAAGGAUGGCAAGGUCGUCGCCGGUCUCGGGCUGCAGAACGAGUUCGUCAUCUGGCGCACUGACACGACGGCAUUCACUACGGUCGACACGUCGGACAUCCUGCUCAGCAGCGCGAGCACCGCGUCAGUGGCAACGACGCUGACCGCGUUGGCCAUCAACGAGGUUGGGUCUAUCUGCGCGGUCGGCACUGGGACCGGGGUCAUCGGGAUUUGGUCGGUGGGCAAGGAUGACGUCAAGCCGUUUACGCAACUCUAUCUGGACAAUACGUGUGCUGCCGCGGUCACGCAACUGCACUUUGGAUACGCGCAUUCUCGCCCGCCGUCCCCGGUGCGACCACCUACACCGUCGCCGCCCGCCACGGAGCAUGCUCAUCUGGAAGAUAUGCUGUCGCUGUAUGCAACGUACGACAAUGGCAUGGUCGUGCGGUGGGAGGUGCAGGCGAGUCCGCGCGCGCGCUACAUCACGCCGUCGCGCUCCGCAUCUGUAGUCAAGUCGAUGCUGCUUCCGGUCAACGGCGACGAACGGCUGUUGGUUGGAUUCUCCCUGGAAGACGGGACGUUCGAGCUGUGCGAUGUUGACCAGCGUGACAAGAUGGUGGCGCGCGAGUGUUGGAUCGCAGCUGGGAACCCGCAGGACCUGGUGUGCAAGGUCGACGUAUGCAAUGCUGAGCUUGACGGAAGGCGCCAUGUGAUCAUCGCUGCGGCGACGCGGGCUGGGGUCGUCUCUCUCUGGGCGGCUGCGAAGCGCGAGUGCUUGUUCAUCCUAGACGAGCCGUUCGGCGAUAUUGGGCACCUGAGGCUGACCCCGGUGCAUAUGAGUACAUGCUCAACGUGCGGCGAGCUGCCGUGCGAGAACUUCCUCGUCUCAUUUUCGGUCGGCCAGCUCAUACUCAUACACCGUGCAUAUCUCCAUCUCCCGACUAGACGGUGCUCGUGUCCACGCAGCCAGCCACUACCGACGCUCCGCGCAAGUGUGCUCGGACACCGGUCGCGCAGCGGCAGCGCGGCCUCGCUUGCGUCGUCCAACGGCAGUGCAACACCCCGCUCCCGCGGUCCAUCUUUCUCAUCCACCAGCUCGGGGCUCGACACUUUCCCCGUCUCGGCGCACGGCGUGCAUUCGCGGCGGGCGUCAGAGAAGGAGAGCCACCGCCGGAGCCACGACAUGUUCUUCCUCAACUCGGACUGCGACGACGCGGAUGGGCACCCGGUCGGGCCGAUCGACGUGUCGCCCGCGGCGGGCUUCCUCUCGUCGCAUCCGCCGACGUCGAUCUGGCAGAGCCUUGUCGUCAUGCGCAUCGCGGACGCGAUGGCGGAGCGCGGCAGCUGGGACGUCAUGGGCGAUAAGAUUGUGGGCAUCCGCCGGCGCCCUCGCCCGCCUUUCGUCAAGGGGCGGGCAGACCACAAGGUGCAGCUGAAGGUCGAGUCCCCGCGCGGCCUGAGUGCGUCGACGCUCGAGCGGUGGGAGCUGUGGACGUUCGAUCCGGAGGAGUCGCGGCUGCAAGCGUCGUCGCUCAUCGUGCUCAAUCGCGACGUGGAUGACCGGCUGAGCCUGAAGCGCAAGCGGGACAACGCGGCCGCAGAGCCCUCUGCGUCUGCACAGGCCCCGCGUAGGGCCGGCGUGGGCGUCAUCCCGAGACUACAUUUCACCCGCGUCGCGCCGCUCGUUAGCGGCCCGAGGUUCUGCCUUGCUGGUUUUGGGAACACGGUCGGCGUGCUUGAUUUUAGCGGACGCGCGAUCGCAUACAGCUUGUCGUUUGACAUCAACCUUGAUUCCGAAGUUCGAGCCUCAGAUGUCUCGCCCUGCAUCUCGUCUUUCGCCCACUUCUACCUGCACAGAUAUAUUCCUGGCCGUGGUGGUUUCUUCCCGCUUCGCACCCUCAUUCACCAGAAACAGCCGAUGCGCUUGUACCUGGUCCACAAUGACCCCGAGCGCAUGACGCUCGUCUCCGCGGAGGGCGUGGCGCACUACCAAGUCACCACGUCCAAAUCGCAUACAUUCGGCGGGCCCGCUGUAUCACGCAUCCGGCGACCUGCCCAGACGGAGAGCGAGAGUCUAGUCGCAGAGAUCGAGUGGCGGCGGCUGUGGGGCGCGCAUCCCAUCGUUCGGAGCAGGGUCUUCGACGGCUCCGACCAGGAACUACUCGUGAAGGAGCUCCUGUACAAGGUCGGGAAUAAGUUCAGCUUGACGCGUUACUUUCUCGGCAACGACGACGAGGUCUACCGCUGGAAGGCUGUGAAAGGCAUCGGCUCGUUGUUGACCAAUGACAAAACAGGUGAAGAGGUCGCGCGUUUCUCGCAAGACUUUGUUGAGGACGGCUUCUUCCGCGGCGAGAAGAAGUGGUUUUUGCAGAUUCAGCUCACGUCCCUCAGCGUCGACAUGAUUGUGAUCACUUUUAUGAUUAUGGAGAAGAAACGACGCGACCGUGUUGCUGAUCAUCAAGCCGUCCGGGUCUUGGAUCAUGACGAAGAUCUUGCCGAUGGUGGUGGAAUUGAGGCAUAA
Fibroporia radiculosa is the source of this 4911-nucleotide messenger RNA. RefSeq lists its product as uncharacterized. Gene Ontology annotation, cellular component: endoplasmic reticulum membrane; Golgi membrane. The coding region runs from base 1 to 4911 and encodes 1636 amino acids. The transcript has 11 exons. Gene Ontology annotation, molecular function: protein binding; sterol binding. The record is from RefSeq and is a predicted model, not a curated record. Lineage: Eukaryota; Fungi; Basidiomycota; Agaricomycetes; Polyporales; Fibroporiaceae. Gene Ontology annotation, biological process: SREBP signaling pathway.